AAAGCAACUUAAGUUAUUACAAUAAAAGAUCUAAAACAAUUUCAAAAAUUGAUACCAAAAUUCUUGAAACCCUUAACAUUGGCCGCGUUAUAGAAAAAUCAUCUAAAGUGCAUUUAAUAAAUCUUUUAACAUCGUUUGUGGCAUUGGAUCAAAGAUCGCCUUUGACGGUGGAGUCCUCUUGUCCAAAAAGAAAAAAAUGCGAUAUGGAUCGAGAGCGAGAAAGAGAAAACAAAUCAUUGGAACCUAGGGAUUUGUCUGCCACCGGUAGAAUAUAUGCCCGGAAUGACAUAAAAAUAAGUCAUUUCUCUUACAGCGCCUCUCCCACAGUCUCACCCACGAUUUCCAACUCCAGCUCUCCCACACCCACACCCCCAGCCAGUUCAGCGGUAACACCUUUGGGUUUGCCACCAGGCACGGUGGGUUCGGUUAGUGGCACUUCGGGUUCGGCCAGUACAGCGGGUUCGGCCGGCAGUGCGGCUUCUUAUUUACAUGCGAAUCAUAAGCCAAUAACGGGUAUACCCUGUGUGGCAGCCGCCUCACGUUACACCGCUCCCGUGCACAUCGAUGUGGGUGGCACUAUAUACACCAGUUCUUUGGAAACAUUGACCAAAUAUCCCGACUCAAAAUUGGCCAAAUUAUUUAAUGGUUCCAUACCCAUUGUUUUGGACUCGCUGAAGCAACAUUAUUUUAUAGACCGUGAUGGUGGCAUGUUUAGGCAUAUUUUGAAUUUUAUGAGAAAUUCGAGACUGUUAAUAGCGGAUGAUUUUCCCGAUUUGGAAUUGUUGUUGGAGGAGGCGCGCUACUUUGAAGUAGAACCUAUGAUCAAACAAUUGGAGAGCAUGCGCAAGGAUCGUGUGCGCAAUGGCAAUUAUUUGGUGGCGCCACCUACACCACCAGCACGCAUUAAAACCAGUCCCCGUGCUGCCACCAGCACAGAAUACAACUAUGAAGUGGUGGCUUUACAUAUAUCACCCGACUUGGGUGAACGCAUUAUGCUGUCUGCCGAACGUUCGCUUUUAGACGAAGUAUUUCCCGAAGUCAACCAAGCCACACAAACCAGUCGCAGUGGGGUGUCCUGGAAUCAAGGCGAUUGGCGUCAAAUCAUACGUUUCCCGCUCAAUGGUUAUUGUAAACUCAAUUCUGUACAGGUGCUAACGCGGCUCUUAAAUGCCGGCUUCACCAUCGAGGCCAGCACUGGCGGUGGCGUAGAGGGUCAACAGUUUUCGGAGUAUUUACUUGUAAGACGUAUACCAAUGUGAUAAACUGGAAUAGAUGAUAGUGAGGCAGUUGAAGCAGUUUAAUGUAUUGUAAUUUAUGUUAAAAUAAAAUAAAACUAAUUAAUAUUUAAAUGUGUUUAAGAACAGCAACGUUUUUUAAGGAUAACUUUAAACUAAUUGUAUGGUUUGCUAAAUAAAAUGCUAAAAGCAAUAAUCAAAUAUUAUUAUACUAUACUCUACUAACUACAACAAUAGACAAGUUUAAAAUGAUACAAUUGAAACAAAAAA
This is a messenger RNA of Calliphora vicina (urban bluebottle blowfly), 1505 nucleotides long. RefSeq names its product BTB/POZ domain-containing protein twz (gene twz). Bases 204 to 1259 code for a protein of 351 amino acids. The transcript has 5 exons. NCBI's taxonomy places the organism in Eukaryota, Metazoa, Arthropoda, Insecta, Diptera, Calliphoridae. Gene Ontology annotation, biological process: protein homooligomerization. The record is from RefSeq and is a predicted model, not a curated record. Gene Ontology annotation, molecular function: protein binding.